AUGGGGAGUUUGGAGAAGGCAUUCAAGCCCCUCGAGCAGCGGAGACACAACAUCUUGCGGUAUUGCGGUGUCUCCCAAGAAAUCGCCCUCAAAUACCUGUCCUCGUACCUCACAGCAACCGCCACCAAAGCGCAUCUCCUGCCCAACGCGCGCCUCGAAGCGUCCGGCCCAACAGCAGGCUCCAGCUCCUCCGUCACACUACACAAUCUCCAGCGCGUGGAAGCGGGGCUUAGGGGCGAAUGGCUGGCUCCUACGUUGCAGUUGAAUGAAGGGGAUGGUGAGGGGGGAGAUGAGGAGAUCGCGGGGCAGGGAAUGGAUGAUGGGACGGCAGUGGGAGCGGCAGAGGAGGGGUGGCAGGAUUUAGAGGAGUAUCAACGGGAGCAGAGUAUUGAGGUUGGGAAUGUGGGGGGUAGGGAUACGAGUCGUACGGUUGAAUUGGGGAAGGAUGAGGAGGUUGAAGUGGCUGAGGAUGAUUCCGAGGUGGAUGUCGAGGCGCCGAAGGCUAAGAAGGUUAAAACGAUGCAUAAGCCUGCGGAUAAGGUGGCCAAGUCAGUAGACAAGGACGCCAGGAAGAAGGAGAAGAAAGCUAGGCAGCUGGAGGAGAAGAAGCAGAGGACGGCCGAGAAGUUGAAGAAGGCGGAGGCUUGA
Lachnellula hyalina is the source of this 648-nucleotide messenger RNA. RefSeq lists its product as uncharacterized. The record is from RefSeq and is a predicted model, not a curated record. The transcript is spliced from 2 exons. Bases 1 to 648 code for a protein of 215 amino acids. NCBI's taxonomy places the organism in Eukaryota, Fungi, Ascomycota, Leotiomycetes, Helotiales, Lachnaceae.